Molecule: messenger RNA, 1866 nt
Organism: Colletotrichum chrysophilum
Lineage: Eukaryota; Fungi; Ascomycota; Sordariomycetes; Glomerellales; Glomerellaceae
Exons: 5
Coding region: 1-1866 (621 amino acids)
Biological process (GO): regulation of DNA-templated transcription
Molecular function (GO): zinc ion binding; DNA-binding transcription factor activity, RNA polymerase II-specific
Source: RefSeq, a predicted model, not a curated record
AUGAGCGAAGACAAUCACCCUCACGUCAACGGAGACGGCAGACGGCACAGCGAGCCCAAUUUCAAGCGUCGGCGCGUCACCAAGGCCUGCGACUUCUGCCACCGCAGAGGGCGCAAGUGCAAGCCGGUCACCGAGGGGAGCGGGGUCACGCCCGUCACCGGGCCCGACGGCCAACCCUCAUGUCUGACCUGCAUCGAGCACAGCGCGCAGUGCACAUGGAACCGUGUCGCGGCAAAGAGAGGCGUCAAGUCCAAGACAUCGCCCGCGUCUAUCAAGCAGCCUCAUCAGCAAGGCGAGGGCGGCGGCUCGGACAGGUGCUUUUACGAUGAGAGCCGCCAUGGCAGCAGAAACCUUGUUCACCGUCUCAUAUGCAUCUUCUUCGACACGGUGUACCCAGUGUUUCCCUUUUACGAUGAGGCGAGUAUCAUGAGAGAAUGGGACAACACGAGCAUGUCCUCCAACCGUGCCGCCUUCGCCCGUCUGAUGGCCAUCUGCGCGCUGAGCGCCUCGCAUGUGCGCGACGGCGCGCUGUUCAACCCGGACAUUCCCGAGAUGAUUCGCGAUGAGCACCAGCAGGCCUACCUCGACGACGGGCGGAAAGCCAUUCCCGACGACAACCGGGACAUUCCCAAGCACGAGAUCUUUCAGUACCUCCAGGUCGUCGGCACGCUGUCGCUGGCGGCGAUCCAGAUCAAGGACGACGUGCUCUUUGAACAGUACCUCGGGCGCUACCACAGCAUCGUCGCGCAGGCGCAGUUCCAGUUCGAGAGCAACUGGGGUGAGCUGCCCAGGAACGAGGUGUACGUGCGGCGGCAGUUCUUCUGGUCCAUGUACCGCCUCGAGGUUCACUCUGCGCUGAUCCAAGGGCACGUCAUCCGGUGUCCGGAGUUGCAAUGCGGCGUGGCGUACCCGGUGCACGUCGGCCUCUCCGGCGUCCUGGAUCCCACGGGUGCAACAGUCGGCCAAACAAGAGGUCACUCGAAGCCCGAGAUCUUCUUCCCGGGGAGUUGGCUCACCGGCUGGAACUACAUCACCGACCUGUAUCGCAUGCUGGAGCACGUCAUUGUGCGCAUGCGUAAGCAGCGUGUGCAGGCGGUGCAUACGGACCGGCAUGAUAAUGACAUGGAUAUACUGCUCCCAUCGAUCCAGGAGAUGCUGGACAACGUGUUGAACAGGAAACUGCAGCUGCCGCUGUAUGCUUCUCAAGCGUUCCCGUCAUCGAAUAAUCGCGAGGAGAACCUGUGCGGAUUCCAGGUUGCUAAUAUUGCAUGUACAUAUCAACUCACUCGCAUGGCACAUUUCGCCUGCUUGAAUCAAUUCGACGACGCUUGCAAUGCGGCGAUUGACUUGAUCGAUGAGAUUACCAAAGUACCGCCCGAGUAUCUUAGAGCGAUAGGACAUCCCAUGCUCCAAGAGCUGGUUGGCGUCGGCCACUUGCUCAGCAGCUUCAUCGGGCGCCACCUCACCACACAUCAAUACUUCAGACUACGAGACGUCAUGCGGCACAUGGCGCAAUUCCUACAGAACUUGGGCUCCUGCCUCCCCAACGCGCCCCAAAUAUCGGGCAAGCUGUUGGCGUACAUCACCAAGAUUGACGACGAGAUCAAACGGCGAGCCGAGCAGCAGCCGCAGCAGCCGCAGAUGCCGGUUGCGACGGCGAUUCCCAUCACAGAGAUGCCGAGUAGUACCGGGCAGCCACAGCAGAUUGUGGGGGUGAUGCCAGCCAGCACCAUGGACCAACAUCAGAUGCAGAGCGUUCCCUUGUACAACUUUCCCAUGAACUUUAUGAACAAUGUGUUUACGACGGCGUUUAACGAUCAACCGGACAUUGACUGGAAUUAUGCUGUCGAGAACUGGACAUCAUGA